AUGGAUCAAGUACAAUCUCUCGUCGUCGAUAACGGAUCUGGUAUGUGUAAGGCCGGUUUCGCUGGUGAAGACGCACCUCGUUGUGUAUUCCCUUCUUUGAUUGGUAGACCAAAGCAACGUUCCAUCAUGGUUGGUAUGGGUAACAAGGAUGCCUAUGUUGGUGAUGAAGCAAUGUCGAAGAAAGGUAUUCUUGCAUUGAAAUAUCCUAUCGAGCAUGGUAUUGUCACUAAUUGGGAUGAUAUGGAAAAGAUUUGGCAUCACACCUUCUACAAUGAAUUGAGAGCUGCUCCUGAGGAACAUCCAGUCUUACUCACUGAAGCUCCAUUGAAUCCAAAGGCCAACAGAGAGAAGAUGACUCAAAUCAUGUUUGAUACUUUCUCUGUUCCAGCCAUGUACGUUGCUAUUCAAGCAGUAUUGUCCUUGUAUGCCUCUGGUCGUACCACUGGUAUUGUCUUGGACUCUGGCGAUGGUGUUUCUCACACUGAGGAUUUUUAA
This is a messenger RNA of Naegleria lovaniensis, 495 nucleotides long. RefSeq lists its product as uncharacterized. The coding region runs from base 1 to 495 and encodes 164 amino acids. The transcript has a single exon. The record is from RefSeq and is a predicted model, not a curated record. NCBI's taxonomy places the organism in Eukaryota, Heterolobosea, Eutetramitea, Acrasida, Naegleriidae.